Eutrema salsugineum is the source of this 1217-nucleotide messenger RNA. RefSeq lists its product as uncharacterized. NCBI's taxonomy places the organism in Eukaryota, Viridiplantae, Streptophyta, Magnoliopsida, Brassicales, Brassicaceae. The record is from RefSeq and is a predicted model, not a curated record. The transcript has 7 exons. The coding region runs from base 195 to 1001 and encodes 268 amino acids.
UAAACUCAAAAUUUUGGCAGCCAUUCAAACUAUUGGUGGCUUGAAAUUCGCCUCUUACAUAUACAGGCGUGUAAUCUAUAGUUUCUGCUUUUCAUUCAAUUCUUUGUCGAAGCUUAAAUUCGCAUAUGUUUUGGUGUAUCUGAAUGUGGGUUUCUCAAAAGGAUUAGGGCAUUGCUUCAUUGAUAUGGUUCAAAAUGUUAGCUGCGUAUCCUUCGGGAACUAUCAACAAAUCCCAAACUACUUUUCGCUGCAAUGCCGCCUUGCGCAGAUACAAAACCGCGCUUUUUAGUCCUCUGAUUAGCAGUUGUUCUGUCUCUAAGGGAGCAAAAGUUCAUCGGAGCAAUGUAAAGUGUCAUCAUUUAUAUUUUUAUCCACAAGGCCAAAUUCAUCAUCAGAGGAGAUUCAUAAUUUGUCGCUCACGCAACAACACGGUUUCACCAGAUGAUGAGUACCGUUCAUCACGUAACAUAGCUAUAAGUCUCUUAAGACGUUACAGGACCGUGAUUGAACGUGGUCAAGGCGAAACCUUAAAAGAAUUCAUUUCCGCUGGUGUCAACGCAUACGCACUCGGUUGCACAGAAGAAGAUUUAAGAAAAGAACUUAUGGCAAUGCAAGAAUCAGGUUUAGAGAUCGAACGAGUGGAGAGUUACCACGGAAGCACACAGACUAAAUCCAAGAUUUUGCUGUCCGAGGUAGAUGAAUGCAUAUUGUGGCUUAGCAUUGUAUUCAUAACAAUAUUGUGUACGCCGCAACCAACGGUAGUGAGAUGGUCAUCGACUCCUUCGGUUUCCGAUGAAAUUCUAAGUAAAUGGAGAGGCUUUUGCGCGGUUAUAGCCAAUGCAUACUAUAUUAGGGGAAUGGCAUGGCUGCCGGUGAAGACUCUUCAGUUGGAGCAGAUGGCAGUGAUGGGACAAGCGGAGGAGCCAUCGGUUGUGGCUAGCCGAAUGCGACUUGUCUUUAGCACUCUCGAGGUAGUGAGUCCUCAAUGGCCACGGGUUUAAAUAUAAUUUGCAGUAUACGGCGUUAGAUAUUGCUAACAGCCUAACACUAAAUGAUUAAGCUGUAAUUCAAUGUCUCUUUAUAGUUUAUAUAUGAUGUUCUUUGAAUCGUCUAUUUGUCAAAAUGUUCUAUCGUUUUAUUAAUCCGAUAAUGUAAUACAUACAAUAAAGUGUAGCAUGUGUGAUGUAUAAAUAGAGUACCAUAACAUUAUUAGUUUA